GGCCACACUGACACGCUGUCAUUUAAUUAUUAAAUGUCAAAAUAACGUAGAAUUCAGAAGAGAAAACAAAACGAUUGUGAUAAAAACCUGUGAAUGGCUGCUAUUGAGAAAGUUAAAGUUGUUGUCCUUGGCGAUUCUGGUGUUGGAAAGACAUCUCUUACAUAUUUAAUUGCUCACAAUAAACCCCUACUUUCACCUGGAUGGACAGUGGGGUGUUCUCUAGAAGUUAAAUUGCACAGAUACAAAGAAGGAACUCAAGCUCAGAACACAUUUUUUGUUGAACUAUGGGAUGUUGGUGGAUCAAACAAUCACAGAAACACAAGAAAUGUAUUUUAUCAGCCCACACAUGGUAUAGUCCUAGUACAUGAUUUAACAAACAGAAAAAGCCAAGUAAAUCUUCAAAAAUGGUUGUCAGAGAUAUUGAAUCAAGACAUUUCAAACCCCACAUUCCAGCAUGUUGAUGUUGAUCCAGAACAGUUCUUGGGUUCCACUCAGAUACCAAUACUAGUCAUUGGGACGAAGUUUGAUUUAGCUGAAGAAAAACAAAGGAAAAAUCAGUAUAGGAGGCUUGCAAGUAGCAUUGCAGAGCAAUGCGGAGCUGAUGAAAUAUUUGUCAAUUGCUUUCAGCCUAGAUCUUUGGCACCGGGUACAAGUAACUCUGUCAAGCUAACAAGAUUUUUUGACAAGGUGAUUGAGCGAAGGUAUUAUUCGGGAAUUAGUCCGUUUACAGACAAAAGGCGUCCUAUACCACCGUACCUAAUGGCUGCAUCCACACCUCUGUCAAAGAAGAAACCAGAAAACUAUAUGAGUCCCCGGUUCUAUCAUAUGGAUUAAUUAAGUAGUUUUACUCAAUUAGGUACUGUUAUAACAGUAUAUUCACAGUUUCACACCAAUGCAUUGCUAUACAGCAUGUUCAUAAAAAGAUUCUUACAAUAAAUCAAGCAGAUAAUAUUUUUGUAUCUAUAUUUGAUAUCUAAUAUAUAUUGGGUAGGUCUGAGAAUCGGACACCAUCUAUUUUUCAUCCCCCUAAAUGUUAGGGGUGGUCCACGCUAAAUUUUAUUUGAACUUUUUUGACAUUUUUUUUUAAAUUUGUUUGAUUAUGAUUCAACAUUAAAAAAUACAUACAACUCAAAUUUUCCCCCAUCUACGAUCAACAGUUACUUUUGUAUCGUCAUUUUAAUAUCGGCAAUACAGUGUUUGCUGGGUCAGCUAGUAAUAUAUAUAUUUGAUCAAAGAAAUUCUGUUAUAUUUUAUUGUAUAAAAUAAGAUUAAAAAUUGCUGUUGUGGACUGGCAACAACACCCGGUGAAUGUUAUGAAGCUGCAUCAGUUCCUAAAGCUUUGACAUGGGGAGAAGAACUAAUAAGAAACUCCCAGCACAUUACUUACAUCAUAGAACAACUUCGCCUAUUUAAUAUUAUACAAUUUUAGGUGGCCUCUGCAGUACCGGACUAGAACCAUGCAUUAUUAUCUGAAAAAUCUGCUAUACUAUAGUAAGCCUUUCAUGUCAAAGGAAGUUUAAUAUAUUUUUUAAAUUUGUGGUCAGUGAGUCCUACUGUCUGGUAUUUUGUUGUAUAAUUUAAUACCAAAACCUAAAAAGGGUCUUUAACCCUAGUAGCUAACCUAUUUACUAUAUACACGGCACGUACAGUUUUCAACCUUCUUAAAUUUCCUCCAAGUACGUCAAUUCAUCAUCUCGCGCCUUCUAUUUUCUGCUCUCCAUUCAGGUAUUCCACAUGCUACUAUUCGCAACUUCUUGGGAUUUGAUCAGAUUUCGGAUACAAUCUUUACGCUUAAGUCUGGCAGGGCGACACGAGGCAUUGGUCAAUGAAUAGUAAGUACCCUUUGCAUGACUCGCAAUUUUUUUUGCGGUUUUAUGGAUAAGGUACUUGUAUAUCAUACAGCUCUAAGGAACUGUUAUUUAUUAAAGAUUAUUGAUUGAGUUAUAUAAAUUAAAAUAAAAGAUUGUUGUACUUAA
Leptidea sinapis is the source of this 1976-nucleotide messenger RNA. RefSeq names its product rab-like protein 3. The transcript has 6 exons. The record is from RefSeq and is a predicted model, not a curated record. Gene Ontology annotation, molecular function: GTP binding; GTPase activity. Gene Ontology annotation, biological process: intracellular protein transport. NCBI's taxonomy places the organism in Eukaryota, Metazoa, Arthropoda, Insecta, Lepidoptera, Pieridae. Gene Ontology annotation, cellular component: endomembrane system. Bases 94 to 834 code for a protein of 246 amino acids.